AUGCCUGCUAUGAUUGAACUCGACAGCGGUCCCAUCACAUACGAGGACGCGGUGGACUCUGAAGACAAUGUUAUCGACCAGCUGGCCUACUUCGAUAAGACCAAGAAAUUAUUCGAUAAUCUUUGGCAUCAGAAACGGUCGAUUGAGGAUCUUACCGCACACCACCUUGGUCUAGGCUGGAACGACAUCUGUAUUGUUCAAGACCGGCAUGCAUGGAUCCGAGGGACCUUCAAUAUAUGCAUACCGGUCGAGAUAAAGUCUGGCGGCAGAUCUAGCACAGUCAUCAUGCGCUGCCCGAUGCCACACAAGCUCGCUGAGGCUAGGUAUUCUGGGACGGUCGACGAAAAGUUGAGUUGCGAGGUCGGAACGUACGCGUGGAUGCAGGCCAAUUCUCCUGACAUCUCUAUUCCUCACUUAGUUGGCUUCGGAUUUUCAGACGGCCGCCAUUACACCCACGCGAUUCACCGGCCGUUUUAUGUCCGUUUUGCGCACAUAGUCCGGCGCCAUCUCUAUGCCUUCCUCCGAUACCCUCUCCUCUCGCAAUAUACCCACAACCCGACCAUCUAUAGUCUACAUACAGGAUAUAUGAUCCUUGAAUUUAUAGGACCAAGCAGAGGGCAGAUGCUCUCCGAUUCGUGGACCGAGAGUCGAGAAGAUUCAACUAAGAAGAAGAAUCUUUUCCGAGGCAUAGCUCGCCUGAUGCUCUCUCUUGCUCGUGUCCCUCAACUAAGAAUAGGCUCAUUCCGAUACCAUGAUGACGGCAGUAUAUCGUUGUCGAACCGGCCACUCUCCUGCUCGACCAUCAUAUUAGAAAACGAUGGGGCAUCGAGGAUAAUGCACAGGAGUGAUACGUAUACAUGCACUGAGGCAUUUGUGUCGGAUAUGCUCACAUUCCAUGAUCAUCGCUUCCUUAACCAGUCAAACGCAGCGUAUGACGAGGAAGACUGCCGUGGUCAAAUGGCAGUAAAGACUUUACUCCGGACGCUUUCACAUCAUUACCUAAGGCGGGAGCUGCGCAAUGGGCCGUUCAUACUUCAGUUUACUGAUUUCCACGCAAGCAACAUUAUUGUCGACCAAGAAUGGAAUAUCACAUGUCUCAUUGACCUAGAGUGGGUAUGCUCCCUCCCUGCAGAGCAGCUCGCAGUGCCCUACUGGCUUACUGGAAAGAAAGUGGACCAGAUACGUGGGGAACAUCUUCACGAAUUCAACAGAGUGCUAGAGGAGUUUAUGAUCAUUUUUGAGGAGGAAGAGCAGAGGGCAAAAGUAAGUAGGGAGCACGAUACCUCACUGGCAAAGAUCAUGCAUGACAUGUGGGAAUCAAAAGGAGUGUGGUUUUGGUAUUGCAUAGAGUCUGUGAACUCGAUGCAUCUUCUUCUUGAGCAUCAGCUCUGUCCGAGGUUUUCGGGCAGUCUGUCUACGAAAGCUGAAGAGAUCAUAUCGCAGUUUUGGUGUGAAGGCUCAGCAAGUGUUGUUGUAAAAAAGCUUGCCGAGAAGGAGGGGUACGACCAAGAGCUUGUAAAGCUUUUUAUUGAAAGAGCGACUGACGCUAGUGGGGUAAGCCAGUGCAUAUAA
Molecule: messenger RNA, 1572 nt
Organism: Mytilinidion resinicola
Lineage: Eukaryota; Fungi; Ascomycota; Dothideomycetes; Mytilinidiales; Mytilinidiaceae
Exons: 2
Coding region: 1-1572 (523 amino acids)
Source: RefSeq, a predicted model, not a curated record